AUGGAAAUCUCUGUUUUCUUGCAGAGGCUGCCUUCCCAGGCGCUACCUUCAGGGACGGUGGCUUCCACCAGUAGUCAGCCGAGGAAGGCCCGGCUUUGCCAUCGCAAGGCCUUGCCGUCUCCGGGCUUCGCUGUCGCGGUUUGCGGCUUGACAGUCCAGCGAGCGCAAAGAUCUAAGCAUCCUCGAUGGGGAGCAGCUGUAGCUGAAGAGGUUCUGAGUACGCCUCCUGCACAAGCAGAGGGUGAAGCGGUUGUUAUAUGGCUGCAUGGCCUGGGCGACACGGGACAAGGUUGGUCAACAACUGCUCCGGCUCUGCAGCAAAUGGGUUUGCCCAUGCUGCGGUUUGUCUUUCCCACAGCACCGCUGCGAGGCAUCGGCAGCAAAGGGCUGCGGCACUCUUGGUAUGACGUGCCAACCCUCGACCCAGAUGAGAUUUCGAGGCAGUCUUCGCCGCCCGGCCUGCUGGAGAGUGCAGGUGAUGUCCUGGGACUGGUUGAGCCUCAUGCGCCCUCAGCGGCCCUAAGAAGUCCCAAUGGAAGCUGA
Messenger RNA from Symbiodinium sp. CCMP2592, 543 nucleotides. Lineage: Eukaryota; Dinophyceae; Suessiales; Symbiodiniaceae. The record is from the annotation of a GenBank genome assembly.